Molecule: messenger RNA, 534 nt
Organism: Plasmodium gallinaceum
Lineage: Eukaryota; Apicomplexa; Aconoidasida; Haemosporida; Plasmodiidae
Product: DNA-directed RNA polymerase II, putative
Exons: 2
Coding region: 1-534 (177 amino acids)
Biological process (GO): DNA-templated transcription; positive regulation of translational initiation; positive regulation of nuclear-transcribed mRNA poly(A) tail shortening
Cellular component (GO): RNA polymerase II, core complex; P-body
Molecular function (GO): single-stranded RNA binding; single-stranded DNA binding; translation initiation factor binding
Source: RefSeq, a predicted model, not a curated record
AUGUAUUUUGUCAUUGAAGAAUGGAAAAACGUAACUAUAAAACCAAGUCAAUUAGGUCCAAGAUAUCAGCAAUGUAUAGAAGACAUGUUAAGAAAUAGUGUUGAAGGUCAAUGUAAUGCUAAAUAUGGAUAUAUAAUUUGUGUAAUUAGAAUAAUUCAUAAUGAACCUGGUAGGGUACAAGAUGGUACAGGGAUGAUUGUUGUUAGAGUUAAAUAUCAAGCAAUCGUUUUUAAGCCAUUUAAAGAUGAAGUUUUAGAUGCUAUUGUUACAGAUGUAAAUAAAUUAGGUUUUUUUGCUCAAGCAGGACCAUUAAAAAUUUUUAUUUCAAGAACUGCUAUUCCAAAAUGUUUUGAAUAUACAGAAGAUGCUCAUUAUCCUAGUUUUUCCUCAGGAGAUUAUAAUAUAAAACCUCAAACAGCAGUUCGAAUUAAAUUACAAGGUAUACGUUAUGAUUUAUCUAAUAUGUUUGCUAUUGCUACAAUAAAUAAUGAAUAUCUUGGAUGCAUAGAAUAUAGUUCUUUACAAGUUAUGUAA